Lathyrus sativus (Indian pea) is the source of this 1566-nucleotide messenger RNA. The record is from the annotation of a GenBank genome assembly. Lineage: Eukaryota; Viridiplantae; Streptophyta; Magnoliopsida; Fabales; Fabaceae.
AUGCAAAUGAAGAGGAAAUGGAUUCAAAUUAUGAUGACCCUUUUGUUGAUUCAAUUCAUUGUUGCUGAUAAUUCCUAUGACGAUGAGAAUGUCGAUGAUAAGGCAUUGAGUCUAGAGCUUGUGCAUAGGCAUGAUCCUAGAUUUGGUGGUGAUCAUGUAGAUCAAGUUAAGGCAAUGAGAGGGUUCAUUCAAAGGGAUUUGUUUCGAAGGCAACAAAUGAAUCUAAGAAAGGGAAUCUAUCAAGGUCAUCAUAGGAGAAAAGACAUGGAAGUGGAAAAAGAAUUUCAAAUGUCAAUUCAUUCCGGUAGAGAUUUUGCUGUUGGUGAAUAUUUUGUUGAAGUUGAAGUUGGAACGCCAGGACAAAGCUUUUGGCUUGUUGCUGAUACAGGAAGUGAUUUAACAUGGUUUAAUAGCAUACCUCAUACACUAGCUAAAAAGCACCCUCCUCAACAAAAAAAACAUCACCUCCACCACCACCACCAUCAUCAUCAUGGGAAACACAAACAUAAACAUAAACAUAAAGAAGGUUCAAAGACAAAGUCAAAGAAAAAAUCAAAAUCAAAAACAAAAUCAACAAGACCGACAGAAAGAGAUGAUCCUUAUGAUCCUUGCAGUGGUAUUUUUUGUCCACAUCGUUCUCAUUCAUUUCAAAAACUUCUUUGUUCAUCAAAUACCUGCCAACAAGAUCUAAGUAAUGUUUUCUCUCUUACCUAUUGUCCUAGCCAAUCUGAUCCAUGCCUUUUUAAUGUCAGCUAUGCUGAUGGAUCAUCUGUUUUAGGAUACUUUGGAGUUGAAACUAUAUCAGUAAACCUAACAAAUGGAAGGAAAGAAAAACUUGAAAAUGUAACAGUUGGAUGCACACUAUCAGUGCUUAAUGGUAUCACAUUCAAUGAUAACACGGGUGGAAUAUUAGGUUUAGGCUUUUCAAAAGGUUCAUUUGUUGAUAUAGCAAGUCUAAAAUAUAAUACAAAAUUCUCCUAUUGUCUUGUUGACCAUUUGAGCCACAGAAAUGUUUCAAGCUACCUAACAUUUGGAAAUCCAAAAGUCAAACUCUUGGCUGAGAAGCAAACAACAGAACUUUUUCUGUAUCAACCAUUCUAUGGUGUGAAUGUCACUGGCAUAUCGGUCGGUCGCGAAAUGCUGAAAAUCCCACCUAGAGUUUGGGAUUUCCAAGCUAGAGGUGGUAUGAUAAUUGACUCAGGUACAACCUUAGCAGCACUUGUUGUUGAAGCCUAUGAGCCUGUUGUUGAAGCAUUGAAGAGUUCUUUGAAGCAUGUGAAAAGGGUUGAUAAAAGUUUAGGUGAUUUGGAUUUUUGCUUCGAAAGUGAAGGUUUCGAUCCGAGUUGUGUUCCAAGUUUAGUUUUUCAUCUUGGUGGAGGAGUGAAGUUUGCACCACCAGUGAAAAGUUAUGUCAUUGAUUUUGGACCAAAUGUGAAGUGUCUCGGAUUUAUGUCAGUAAAUGGAACUGGUGUUUCUGUUAUUGGAAAUAUUAUGCAGCAAAGCCAUCUUUGGCAAAUUGAUGUGUACCAAAACACUAUCUCAUUUGCUCCUAGUAGAUGCAGCUAG